Messenger RNA from Triticum aestivum (bread wheat), 985 nucleotides. RefSeq names its product probable calcium-binding protein CML10. The record is from RefSeq and is a predicted model, not a curated record. NCBI's taxonomy places the organism in Eukaryota, Viridiplantae, Streptophyta, Magnoliopsida, Poales, Poaceae. The transcript has a single exon. Bases 131 to 703 code for a protein of 190 amino acids. Gene Ontology annotation, molecular function: calcium ion binding.
GCUCCGGAACGAACCUGCAACCACCGCAGAGCACGCCGUCGAUCGAAUCGAGCGACCCAGAGCCAAGCCAAUCCGAGCCGAGAGUUUCUUCUCCGUUGCCAGCGCCGCCGAGCAGACGACGGCGACGACGAUGGGCAAGAUCAAGAUGCCGGCCCUCUUCCGCCGCCGCUCCUCCUCCAAGUCGCGCUCCGCGUCGCCGCCGCCUACUCCCCAGGAGGAAGAGGGCACCCGGCCGGCGUCGGGCGCGGGGUCCCCGGCGCGGUCGGCGGAGGAGGAGAUGGAGCGGGUGUUCCGCAAGUUCGACGCCAACGGCGACGGCCGGAUCUCGCGGCCGGAGCUGGCGGCCCUGUUCGAGAGCCUGGGCCACGCGGCCACGGAGGACGAGCUGACCCGCAUGAUGGCGGAGGCGGACGCGGACGGCGACGGCUUCAUCAGCCUGGAGGAGUUCGCGGCGCUCAACGCCACGGCGGCCGGCGACGACGAGGAGGACCUGCGGCUGGCCUUCAAGGUGUUCGACGCGGACGGCAGCGGCGACAUCUCGGCCGCGGAGCUGGCGAGCGUGCUCCACGGCCUCGGCGAGAAGGCGACGGUGCAGCAGUGCCGGCGCAUGAUCGAGGGCGUGGACAAGAACGGCGACGGCCUCAUCUCCUUCGACGAGUUCAAGGUCAUGAUGGCCUCCGGCUUGGCCGCCAAGAUGGCCUGACCCGUCCAUCCUCUUGUUGAUUCAGCGAUUUCGUCCACGCCUCCCUCCCUCCUUCCUCUCGCGUGCCGUGCGGUGCGGUGCGGUGCGGAUUAAGUGCGAAUUAAGUGUACAUAAUUCAAGGAUUAAAGGGCGGCCAUUAGAGUAGAUUAUUUCUUUCGUUUCUUGGUGGUGCGAGUAAUAACUAGAAAUCUCUCGCGAAUAACUGUGUCGCGAAUAUCGAUCUGAGAUCAAAGAGAUUGACGAGGCUUGAAGGGGAUAUAAAAAGCAGUGGUUGAUGGUUAA